CGCUGUUUGUGUCUCUAACCGGGGUCAAAGUUCGUAGAGCCGGCUGUGUCGUAAAGUCACCGUCGAGAAACUAACAGCAGAAGGACAAUUAUGAAAAACAGAAAUACAGACAUUAACUAGAAAUAAUGUGCGUUAACCAGGGUUGCGGUUCUUCAUAAGAGAAACGGUUAAUUGUUGAGAAAUACCGCUCCGUUUGCUGCAGCCUGAUGCCAGCUGAAGCGUGAUGCAUCCAGAGCAGCCCGGCUUCGCCCUGCGGAGACGGCGGGCAGAUUCGCCCCCCCGGGGCACGCCGAGUACCGGCCUACUGCGGGGCCUCAUCCAGAGCGCCAGGCCUCCUUCCUUCUGCUUCCUGCUCCCCAGGGUCCACGCAGCUGAUGUGGCUGCUGCCCAGCCUGCACAGAUGCCCUCUUCUUCCUCCUCCUCCUCCUCCUCCUCUACCUCCACCAGUCCCGCACCCAUCCCCUCUCCCGCCCUGCCAAGCAACAUAGGAAAGCCAGAAUUCCCAGACACUGGAUGGGACCGUGUGAAGGACCUCUUUGACAGAGAUGCGACCCAGCGGUACCCAGAGGAGGUGACCAACGUGAUAAAGAGCGGUGCAGUCGCCGCACUGGCGGGGCUGUUCUACGGAGGCCUGCCAGCUGCUCGCGACGCCAGGCAGAGGUACAUCCAAGUCAGCCAGGCGGAGAUGUACACUAGCCGAGUGGAAGCAGUGCGCUCAGCCCAUAAUGCAGCCAUCCGGGGUUUUGUUCGAUAUGGAUGGAGAUGGAGCUGGAGAGUGGCCGCUUUCGUCACCUUAUUCAACUCCGUCAGCACCGGGCUGUCUGUGUACCGAGACAAGUCUACAAUCAGCCAUUAUGCUGCAGCUGGAGCUGUGACUGGAGGCCUUUUCAGACUGAACCUGGGCCUGGGGGGGCUGGUGGCAGGGACCAUCAUCGGAGCUGUGCUGGGGAUUCCCACCGGUGCUUUGAUCAUCAGCAUGCAGUCGAUCGCUGGAGAAACAGCCAGAGAGAGGAGGAGGAGAGAGCGCUGGGAACUGUAUGAGCUCAAACUCAAUGAAUGGGCGGCCCGUCUGCACUUGACCGAUGAGUUGAUCGGAGAUCUGAACGUCAGCUCUCAGGCAGAGGAAACCAACAAGGACAUGCGGCGGAUCCAGGAACUGCUCAGUUUGCCAAAGAACGAAGAGGCGACUCAGGACUCCCGCAGCCAAUGACAGUAGCUGCCUCACUGCCUGUUAGCUGUCGGACACUGUAGGUGGGACUUCACACUACUGGGAGGAUAAAUGGGUCGCUUGUUUGUCUGGACUCUCACUGUUUUUGAAACUGCUUCAAAUCAGAAUUAAAAGACACUGUUGUACCUCACCAACUACUGUCCUGUGUAAUGGUAUAUCUAUCUUUGUGAGGGCCAAUUUGAGGACAUUUAGUUCUGAUUGUUAGGGUAAGGGGCAAGGAAGGAAACGCAUUAUGUCAAUAAGGGUCCUCAUAAGUAUAGAUGUACGAUCAUGUGUGAGAGGCAGGGACACAAAUAGAUCAUGCAUCAUCCCUUUUCUCAGCAGACAGUUUAGAAGAACACAUCAACAGUAUACGGUUACAAAAACAGGAUUGAAAAACAGUAAUUUUACCUCACAGAACACAAGUUGCUUGUCUACCGCUGCCUCUAUCGGUUAGUUUGUUUCUGUUACUUCAUUACUUUGGUUAGUCACACAAUAGCACAAACUAACUAACCGAUCAAAGCAGCAGUAGACCAGCAAUUCCCAUAAUCUGCGAGGUCAAAUUCCAGGUUUUCUCAAUGGAGUCUGGCGGCUUUGGCGAAAGCUUACAUGGAACUUUUAAAGAUUGUAUUUGUCAUUUCUAAUUGAUUUAACAUUGUACAGUUACACAAAGUUGCCAUAGUAAGGGAUACAACCUAAUAAAACAUCGUCAACAUGUCUCCUACAGUAUAUUGAUACAUAGAGAUCAAGUAGCUUUGCCUCUAACUGACGUUUCCUCUAGAUAGUCAAAAUGAGUUCAGCUCGUUGGUGCUUGUGUCCUUCAGUAUUGGCUCAUAAUGAAUAAACAAUAAAAUUAAUCAAAAAUCA
Sebastes umbrosus (honeycomb rockfish) is the source of this 2074-nucleotide messenger RNA. It is a transcript of the gene timmdc1, whose product is annotated as translocase of inner mitochondrial membrane domain containing 1. NCBI's taxonomy places the organism in Eukaryota, Metazoa, Chordata, Actinopteri, Perciformes, Sebastidae. The transcript has 8 exons. Gene Ontology annotation, cellular component: mitochondrion. Bases 224 to 1210 code for a protein of 328 amino acids. The record is from RefSeq and is a predicted model, not a curated record.